AUGAGACCUCGCAAAACGUUGCUUUUGGCUGGAGUGCUCGUUCUUUGGGUGCUAAUGACUUACAUCGCGUUCAUGCGCACCGUGCGCGUACCGGAACCGAGGCGUGCCAGCCGGAUGAUGGAGAAUGUGCAGUCGUUCGAAGAGAAUUUGAAAACAUUCUCCGACAACCGACAGAACCUGUACCGGGACAUUAUUGGCAUUUUGCGACGGCAAGAACAAAAGGAGCUCAGCGUGCUGCAGUCCGUGGCGAUAGCACCAGAAACGUCGUCGCAACCGCCGCAGGAAAGUAUACCACGGGCUGGCGAUACUGGUGAGGACACCGGUAUUAAUGAGCUGCUGGGGGCACCGGCACUUCCACCGGACACAGACACGCGACCGGAAGCUGAACGAGUUCUCAGCAAGUUCCAGCAGCGUUAUCUCAACAACGAUCCGGCUUUUCCAGUAACUCCGGUGCUGGUAUUUGCAUGUAAUCGAAUAUCCGUGAACAAGUGUUUGGACGAUCUGAUACGUUAUCGACCGAGUCCGGACCAGUUUCCGAUCAUUGUGUCCCAGGACUGCGAUGACGAGGCGACACGCAACACGAUUCUUGCGUAUAAAGACGAGGUGACGCUGAUACAGCAACCGGACCAAUCCGAUAUUCCUGUGCCGCCGAAGGAGAAAAAAUAUAAAGGUUACUACAAAAUUUCGCGCCAUUACGGUUGGGCCUUGCGGACAGUGUUCGGGCAGGGUUUCGAUUCUGUCAUCAUCGUGGAAGACGAUCUCAGUGUAGCGCCUGACUUUUACGAGUACUUUCUCGGCACCUACCCCGUGCUGAAGCGAGACCAGUCGCUGUGGUGCGUAUCGGCGUGGAAUGACAAUGGCAAAGAGGGACUCAUCGACAGCACCGCGCACGAUCUACUGUAUCGAUCGGAUUUUUUCCCCGGACUCGGCUGGAUGUUGACCAAAGAUCUAUGGGACGAGUUGGCUCCGAAGUGGCCGAAGGCCUUCUGGGACGAUUGGAUACGGCAGCCCGAGCAGCGCAAGGAGCGUGCCUGCAUUCGUCCAGAACUGCCACGCACGAGAACUUUCGGAAAAAUUGGUGUGUCCAACGGGCUCUUCUUCGAUAAGCAUUUAAAGUACAUCAAACUCAGCGAAGAGUUCGUGAGCUUCACCAAGUCCAAUCUCACCUAUUUAUCGAAGUCCGUGUACGACAACGCGUUCCUGCGAACGAUCUACCAGAGUACGGUGGUAACGUUGGACGAACUAAAGAGGGGCAUGGUAAUGACACGGGAACCUGUUCGCAUUGCGUACCACACCAAAGAGCAGUACAAAAGGGCCACCAAGAGCCUUGGGCUUAUGGAUGACUUUAAGAGCGGCGUACCGCGGACGGCUUACAGAGGCAUUGUGUCAUUCUUCUACAACGGCCAGCGCGUCUACCUAGCACCGAAUGCCAACUGGAAGGGAUACGAUCUCACCUGGAGUUAACACAGCGCUCCGCGGCCAGCGCUGCCCUAGCGGCAACACAUUGUAACUCUCCUGUUGAACAAUUUUUUCCGGAAGUAUCGCUGGUGGUAAGGCGAAUGGCGUGCUUUCGCGACUGGCGGCACUCGGAAGAAGGUACACCCGAACGGUCGGUGGGAGAGAAACUGACAAACUUUGCAUUUCAAAAGGAGAGUUCGGUGCUGUGCCAACUGUUCAUUAUGUUAUUGUUAUUCUUUUUCGUGUACAACAAAGAUUCUCAGUUUUAUUAUUCCACAGAUCAACCACAUACACUCAAUCUUACACAGACACACCACAUCCACACAUCAACUCGCCAAUGUGAAACUUACAAUCAAUAUGGGUUUCGUAACGGAACUCAAAACCACCAAACGAACCACAAUUCAUUCCUAACGUAUUGCACAUUACGGUUACAGUUAUAUAUGAAAUCGGCACAGUAUUACUAUCAAGCCAACAAAUCUUUCUUCGGGCAUCUACUGUUGCACAGCCGAAGAGAAAUGAAAAAAGAAGUUGGUUUUACAGUGCCGGUUCCGUUUUAGCUGGUUGAAGUUGAACGCUUUAUUUUAAUUAAAUUAAUUUGUAUGAGAAUUUUUUGUUCCGGCGGCACCUGUGGCUCUUGAAUAGAAACUGAAAAGCUCACCGAUAAAAAUCGGGAUGGAUACUAAAAGUUAUCAAUCCGGUCCGGUUCUUUUCAAAUUUAAAGUAGGAUUUUCUAAGCGACAAAGGACUUUGCAUCUGAUUCGUAUUUUAUUGGGUGGCUCAAAGUUCACCGGGGAUAUGUAAUUUUCCUUUCUUCGGUAACGUUAACGUUCGGUUAGCUAUGCAAUCUAACCCACAAUAGGUUUAUAAGAAAGCAUAUGAGAAACACAAACAUCCGUUCGUGACAAGGAUGUGCAGAAGCUAGUCAAUCCGUGGUAUAGGAGCUAACAGUCGCAGUGAUUUCAGAGCGGCUAAAUGUGAAGAAAAAGGUACUUGAUUUCGCAAAAUAAAAUCUUACAGAGAUUUAAAAACAAAACCCAUAACAACAAACAUAAACAAAAAAACAUACAACAAGCAAUAAGUUACUGCUCUACGUUUUGCACACGGUACGGCAAGAAAAGCAUCGGCCAGGUGUAGAGUAACUGACUUGUAAUACCACGAAAUGUUGCUCACCAAUGCGUGCAACGGAAAAUGCAUCACUUCGCGCUAGUAAUGGUUGUAAAAUAAAAAAUAAAAAUGCCAUUUUUACCAAAACUCAACUCGAAGGCCAAUCGCGACAUAAUCGUUGGAUGAUAAACGCUAAGAAAGAUAUGAGAAAAAAAUUAGCCAGAGAGAGCAGACUGUGAAAAAUUACUUGAACAUCUCGUUUUACGCUAAACGUGCUUAAAAGAGAAACUAAACCCUUUUUGGUGGGUGCGAGCGAGUUCCAAAAAGGAU
Messenger RNA from Anopheles cruzii, 2892 nucleotides. RefSeq names its product alpha-1,3-mannosyl-glycoprotein 2-beta-N-acetylglucosaminyltransferase. The record is from RefSeq and is a predicted model, not a curated record. Gene Ontology annotation, molecular function: alpha-1,3-mannosylglycoprotein 2-beta-N-acetylglucosaminyltransferase activity. Lineage: Eukaryota; Metazoa; Arthropoda; Insecta; Diptera; Culicidae. Bases 1 to 1464 code for a protein of 487 amino acids. Gene Ontology annotation, biological process: protein N-linked glycosylation. The transcript has 5 exons. Gene Ontology annotation, cellular component: Golgi apparatus.